UUGAAACUUAUUCCUUUUAUGUCUUUUGUUUCUACCACCUUUUGUGUCUAUACUUUUUUAGGUCAAAGUCACCAAUUCGUGGAAGGUUGGUCUUUUUCAAUUUUGUAUAUAUUUUUGUCAUUCUGAAAGUACUUGAAACUUAUUCCUUUUGUGUCUUUUGUUUUUACCACUUUCUGGAUCUUUACUUCUUCAUGUCAAGGUCACCAAUUCAUGGAAGGUUUGAACCUACAAAUCCUGGUGACACACUUUAUGUAACUGGUCUAUCUUCAAGGGUCACCGAAAGAGACCUAAAGAAGCAUUUCUCCAAGGAAGGAAAGGUUUGUUCAUGUUUUCUUGUGGUGGAGCCUAGUACACGGAUUUCUCAUGGUUUUGCUUUUGUUACAAUGGGGUCCGCUAUGGAUGCGGAGCACUGUAACAAGUAUCUUAACCAAUCAGUUUUAGAGGGUAGUUACAUCUCUGUUGAGCAGUAAUGAUUUUUCCAUGGUAGUAGUUGUUAAAAAAUUGUACUGGUCAUUUUUUUCUUGACUUGACGGUUUUCUGGUUAUAUUUAGAAUGCAUUGCAUAAGCUAUGCUGGCAACGAUCAGAGGUGAUCAAUUCAUCCAUGUGAACUUUAGUGAUACAACUUGAGCAAUGACAAGCUUAAAUAACUAAUCAGAUGCAUUUAAUCAACUAAGCAUAGCAACUAUAUUGCCCAACAACUUUACAACCUCAACAUUCACUUUCAACUCUUUAUUAAACAAUGGACAUUAUCAACAACUUCCUAAUCAAGCUUUUAUUGUAUCUCACACCAGACAUUAAUCUUGUGUGUGGAUAUAAAUAUUUUACCUUCUUCUCAGAAGUUAUGUUCUGUAUCUGGAUGAAAUUUUCUUAUUGAGGAUUCUCUUAAUAUAAUGUAAAAUGUUACUAUGUUAAAUUUAUAGGAGAAAGAUGUCACUGACUCAAGUUUAUUAGAUGUUUAGUGGUAUUUGGAUGUUUUAUGUCCUUUAUCGAGGAAGCGUUAAAGUUAACUCCUAUAUUUUCAUUUCAGCAAGGAAGCAAAUGCACAACUCCAACCCAGGGCAUUAUAUUGGACUUAAAAACAUGCUUUCUAAGAUGAUUUUUCUGACAACCGUCUUAGAAAGUCCACUCACUAAGAUGAUUUUUCUGACAACCGUCUUAGAAAGUUCAUUCUCUAAGAUGGUUUGUUUGGAACAACCGUGUUAGAAACAUCAAUUCUUUAACCUUUUUCUUCUUCAAAAAACAAAGUCUAAAACGAUUUCGUGAAGAACCAAUGUAGAAGGAUGAAA
This is a messenger RNA of Glycine soja, 1287 nucleotides long. Its product is annotated as serine/arginine-rich splicing factor SR45a-like. The transcript has 3 exons. The record is from RefSeq and is a predicted model, not a curated record. Gene Ontology annotation, cellular component: spliceosomal complex. Bases 192 to 470 code for a protein of 92 amino acids. NCBI's taxonomy places the organism in Eukaryota, Viridiplantae, Streptophyta, Magnoliopsida, Fabales, Fabaceae. Gene Ontology annotation, molecular function: RNA binding. Gene Ontology annotation, biological process: positive regulation of mRNA splicing, via spliceosome.